CUUGCUGGCAAUGCAGCGAACAGACUUAGUAAAUAUUGCGGUAGGAACUUCACACCAAACAGCCCGAUUAACUAUGCUCCCAUAACUUGGCUGUAGACUUGGAGUUCAGUAGUGAAACGUGGGCGAAUCGACCGCAAGAACAAACGGGAAAUUCAAUUGUCAGCUGGCCGGGAAAACCGCUCACACCACCCGGCUUCCGGGGAUUCAGGGGCCGCAUCGGUUGACGGCAGACGUCGGUCGGUAGCUCGGGGGAUAAAGGGCGAACAUCCACAUCAUCAUCGCCGACAUCCAUCUCUCUUAUCCAGCGACUUCCGAGAUGUCAAGAAAGCUACAAAGGACAGAAGUCUGCGCCGACUGCAGUGCGCCAGAUCCGGGCUGGACCAGUAUCAACCGAGGGGUCCUGAUUUGCGACGAAUGCUGUUCGGUCCACCGCAGCUUAGGCCGUCACAUCUCUAUAGUCAAGCACCUGAGGCACAGCGGAUGGCCUCCCGCACUACUGCAGAUGGUUCAAACCUUGGCUAGUAAUGGGGCCAACUCCAUAUGGGAACACAGUCUCCUGGACCCUGCUCAGGUGCAGAGCGGCCGUAGGAAACCCAACCCCCAGGACAAAGUCCAUCCCACUAAGUCAGACUUCAUCAGAGCCAAAUACCAGAUGUUGGCCUUUGUCCACAAGCUGCCCUGUCGUGAUGAUGAUGGUGUCACUACCAAGGACCUCAGUAAGCAACUACACUCUAGUGUGCGGACAGGGAGUUUAGAGACGUGUCUUCGGCUCCUGUCCCUCGGCGCUCAGGCCAACUUCUUCCACCCGGAGAAAGGCACUACCCCGCUCCACGUGGCAGCCAAGGCAGGCCAGAUCUUGCAAGCCGAGCUGCUGGUAGUGUACGGUGCCGAUCCCGGAGCACCCGACAUCAAUGGACGGACACCUAUGGACUACGCUAGGCAGGCGGGUCAUAUAGAGCUAGCAGAGCGACUGGUUGAGUGUCAGUAUGAGCUGACAGACAGGCUAGCCUUCUACCUUUGUGGCCGGCGUCCAGAUCACAAAAAUGGCCAUUAUAUCAUUCCUCAAAUGGCAGACAGUCUGGACCUCUCAGAACUGGCCAAGGCCGCCAAGAAGAAGCUCCAAGCGCUCAACAAUCGGCUGUUUGAGGAGCUUGCAAUGGAUGUCUAUGACGAGGUGGAUCGCAGAGAAAAUGAUGCAGAGUAUGGACUCGUCAGACUUGUCGGAUGGGCCCAUCACCCUGCAGGAGUACCUGGAGGUGAAGAAAGCCCUGGCCUCCUCAGAAGCCAAGGUGCAGCAGCUGAUGAAGGUCAACAACAACCUCAGCGAGGAGCUGCGGCGGCUCCAGAAGGAGAUCACACGGAUGCAGACAGAGAAUAGCGCGCUGCGGGGGGGCCAGCAGGCUGGGGGGUCAGCUGGCCAUGGGGUAGGGGGGCCAGGAGGAGGGGGAGGAGGAGGAGGCCACUGGCCCGGAGGGGGUGGGAUGCGAGGAGGAAUCAGUGGAGGAUUCGGGGCAGGAGCGGACCCCCCAGGGCUCUCAGUGCCCUCCUCGGUCGCCCCCCACUCCCAUUCCCAUCGGAGGGACCGCCAGGCCUUCUCAAUGUACGAGCCAGGGGCGGCCCCCGGCCCCACGGCCCAUGGUCCCCCAGUCCUGGACUCCCUGGCAGCCCGCCUGCAGCCCCUCAACACACACAGCGUAAGGAAGGGUAGCAUAGGGGGUCCAACACCGUAUGGAGGUCAUCAUCUGUCUGGAUCUACAGAGAUGGGCAGAUACAUGGUGCCUAAAACAGACAAGCACGGCAGCGGCACUGACAGCGACUAUGACAACACACAAACAUACGACCUCUCACUAAGUAUGGGUCGCAGCAGCGAGGAGGAAGGUCGUGGGGAAUCUGAGGAUGGAGGAGGCGACGCGGGGGAGCCUGACCCCACCUUGCCCUGCACAGAAGAUGUCAUAUUGAAGACCGAGCAGGUGACCAAGAACAUCCAGGAGCUGCUCAGGGCGGCUCAGGAGUUCAAACAUGACAGCUUUGUUCCAUGUUCUGAGAAGAUCCACUCUGCCGUUACUGAAAUGGCCUCACUCUUCCCCAAACGCCCCGCGUUGGAUGCAGUCCACUGCUCCCUCCGUCUUUUGGCUUCCAGUGCCUCACGGUUGCAGGUGGAGUGUCGCAAGGCGGCGCCUACGGAGCCCGGGGCUCCGGCGGUGGACUACCAGCUCCUCACUCAGCAGGUCAUCCAGUGCGCCUAUGACAUCGCCAAGGCCGCCAAGCAACUGGUCACCAUCACCACCCGCGAGAAGAAGCAGUGACCCAACAAACGAACGGCGAGGGAAGACGGAGAGAAAGUAUCAAAAGUGUACUGAGAGGGGCGGGAGGGAGCUAUUAGAAGAGGAGGAUAGAGGGGAAAAUACGAUCACGCUACAGAUGGGAGGAUAAGGGAGGGGGGAGUGACCGAGAGAAAGAUGGGCGCGAUGAGGAAAAGUUUGCAAUAUGAAUGGAAAGGAAUCAGAUAAAAAGCAAAGAGAAAUGAUUGUUAAGUAGAAAUACUACAGAGGGGGAAAAAGAUGAAAUUCCACAAGAAGUGGAAGUGUGAAGUGAAAGUAGGGAAGGACAAGUGGAAGGAUCCAAAGUGGGGGAACCACAGCCUGCAGCAGCCUAAAUAAACUUGUUGGAAUCAGACGUGUAUAAUAAACCGCUUUAACUGUGAUAGGCAUACAUGGAACAUGACGGCGGUGAUGUACAGCGAAGCGACUCCUGAGAUGUUACUGCUUUUAUUUAUUCCCCCCGCCCCCCCGUCACUCGUCGUCCCCUCCCCUAUUCCCCCGUUUACUUUGAAACCAAGAAAGGUUCGGAGGCGUACGUUACGCGAGAGGGCCGAAGACAUCGUCUCACACCAUCUCUGUCCCUCCGUCUCGCGCAAGGGAAUCAGGAUGGUUUUUCGUCUCCUUUUUUUUUUUUUUUUUUUUUUUUUUUUUUCUCUCUGGCCCACUCUUUUGCCCCUCUCUCCCUCCCUGUCCAACCAGACACGAGACCCCUCUGUCUCCUAUCCUGUCCAGAUAGGAUGAGCUUGCGGUGCAGAGAAGGACCCCUCCUGGGACCCAUCUAGCUCCACCUUACUGAAACACCCCCGCCCAGGCUCUUUGACACUUCUUCCUGGGUGAUCUUUUACAGGGGGGGGGGGCAGCAGCAGCAGCUUUUUUUUUUCCUUUUAUUUUCCAACCUACCCCCUCCCCCUGUUGUUGGUGGUACACAGCAUGAUCCGGCAUGUUUUCAUUUCUUUCCUCUUUCCUUUGUUUUUUUUCUUUUAAAUAUGCAGAUUGGGUUGGUCUGCACCUCUGAGGACAAAAAAAAAAAGACUGACUUACAAAAACAAAACACUUACACUGGAAUAAUUGUGAUUUAUUGUUAUUGUUUAUUAUGCCUAUUGUUUUUUUUUGUAUUGGUAUUUUUACUGACUGUCAUCUUGAUUUAACUGUUUUAUGUAUGUUUAUUUCAUUGUCUCAAAUAUGAUUCUCAUUUAGUGGAAUAGGGAGACAGGUGGGAGAAUAUGUGCUCAACCUCUUACUUGGAUUUAAGCGAACAUGCACACAUACACUUAAAAAUAAUAACCUGUGAAGUGGUCCUCAACAUUUCUCAAGCACUCCUUUCCUGAGUGACAGUUGAGGUUGAUUUAGUUGGGUUUUUUUGUUUCUGUUUUGUUUGUUUUUUGUCAUAUGUCCUGUGGCCAAGGUGUUAAAACAGUUGCCAAAAGGGGGAGACAGUGUUGGGAAAGAUCCGCUUUUAGUUUACAGUUUCUGUCAAAGCGAAAAAGCCCCUUGGUGCUUCACGACAGGACCUGGAUCAAACUGUUCUUUCACAAAUCCUCAGCUGUGUCUUUUUUGUGCUCGAUUUAUCUUCCAAUUUGCCUCAUUUUAAUAGAGCCAGUGGAAUCAUCUCAGAAUCAAUCCCAUCUUCCUCUUUUUUUUCUGUGCCAAGCAAUGUAACAAAAUUGCCAUUUGAUCCAGUUUGUGUCUGAGGAUUAAAAUCCCCCCCCCCUCCUCCUCCUCCUCCUCCUCCUCUUCCCCCAGACUUGCUUGAAAGCAGUAUCUUAUAAACACUGCAGGUGUGCUGCUGGCUGCUUGUGUUACACGGCGGCCGUUAUUUGCAUGCAUGUUCAGUCACAUUCAGUUGAUACAAAUACUUGUACGUUGCAGUUAAGCUUUAAGUAGACCUGUGGAAAGUAGCAGAUGGAGCAACCUGGAAUGUUAAAGAGGGUGAGAGAUGCUCAUCGUGUCAUUUCAUUUGAGGAAGUGUGUUCAUUCGAAAUGGAUUAAGACACCUCAUAUGCGCUUGAUUUAGUUUGCCAUGUAUAUUUUUUUAUUUUAUUUUUUUCCAUUUUUGAGACUGUCUGGCAAGCACAAUCAAGCUCACAUUCAGUUUUUUUGUUUUGUUUCUCUUUCAAUGAAUUCUCUGUCACGGCCUGCUGAUCUGGGCCGUAGAAGUCGUCACUACAAGCUCACUGUCUCUGAACUCUGCCAAUGAGACACAGCAUUGGGAACAAAGAUGUUUUUUUUGUUUGUUUGUUUUUUUCAAAAAGAUAGCGCACUUAGCCUCAAGUAGGUUAUAAAGCUUGUCGUACUGUGCCGAACAAAAACAUGGUCAUAUCUGUAACAAAGGAUGCAGAUGGGAUCUAACAGCCUCCUUCCUGGCUUCCUGAAGGACCGUCCUCUUCUUCUAGUUUUAGAUUCACCUCUAAUGAUUCUCCAGCUUGGUUUCUCAAUGUGUUUGCAGCUUUUUAAAACAGUUGCUCGUUCUUGCAUCGGGUCUAUUCUAUAAUCACUGCGCUCAGAAGGCCUCUGCACAUUAAAUGUUGUCCUCAUCCUUUAAAAAGCAGUCACAUCUCGAGGUUUUCUUUUUCUUUUUCUCUCUCUAAUAUUGCUGCCUUUUUUUUUUUUAGCAAGAAGCAAUUAGAUCUUAAUAAGCCGCAAGCACUUUGAGAGACUAAUGCUGUAGCACUUCUCUGUCUGUCCACUUUACACAUGUUUAGUUUCUUUUUUUUUUGUCCUCCCCCCCUCCGAUCAUCACCUGGGGUCUGUGUCAUUGCUCCUCAGUCUCUGAAGGGGAGGUCGGACUGUUCGCUCUGUUCCCUGUCAAAAUUAGUCCAGAAGACUCUUGAAAUGUAUCAUUGUUUGAUAUCGAAUGCCUUUGCACAUCAUCAUCAUCAUCAUCAUCAUCAUCAUCAUCUCCAUCUCCUGUUUGACUGGCUGAGUUACAGUGAUGUUGUACUGACUGCUGAAACAACACAAAUACUUCCACACACACGCACAUGCAUACAAACACGGGGGCCAGUACAAAAAAAAACCAAGCUUGUCCCUUCAAUCAAGAUUGCCCAAGUUUUAGACUAGAGCCAUAUAUAUGAACAUAUAUUUUCAUGCUAUAUUUUAUAUUAAGCUAUAUGUUAGGGUUAUGUUUGUGAGAUAUUUAUGUAUAUUUGUCGGCCAAAGUGGGCUUCAGCCUGCGGGAGCUGUUCACCAAAUCUACAGGAGGCCCCCCCCCCCCCCCCUCAAGUCUUGACACCUGAUGCACCUGUAGGUAUUUUAAGUAUUGUGAGUAUGGUUCCGCUGUGGUAUUUCCCUCCUAUAAUGUCAUAUUGUACAUAUUAAUGAUCCUACUAGAAUCCACAGGGAGCAAAGAGCGAGAACAAAGGUUUGAUCUAGCGGAUUAUACUAAACAGCGUGGUAUUAGUUGCACUAUUUUCAAACACCAGCUGGGCAAAGUUGGAUCUACUUAAUGCACCGCGCUCUCUCAAAGGUCUUGUAGUUGGGUGUACAUCAGGUGCAAGAUGCUGGGAGGAGGGGGGGGGGUUUCGAUGUGGGAUGGUGCAACAGGAAAGGUCUGAAGCGCACUUCAGCUUUAGCACUACAGUCAUCUCAGAAUGGGCGGGAGGAGGGUCUCAAAACGCACACGGCCCACUUCUUCUCCCCCCGAUUUAGCCGACACUACGUAGGGUGCCUCUAGUGUGAAUGUUAAAAACGCUUCUGUCAGCUCAUGCCUGACGCACACUUUUUAUCUUCAUCGACAUCAUGUUCAGAAUUCAGCACACAACUUUCCAAAAGAAACACACUUUCACCAGUUGGAACCAAGCCUUCCCACAACAAGUACAAACAUUAAAAAAAAAAAGAAAAGAAGAAA
Scomber scombrus (Atlantic mackerel) is the source of this 6168-nucleotide messenger RNA. RefSeq names its product G protein-coupled receptor kinase interacting ArfGAP 1 (gene git1). The record is from RefSeq and is a predicted model, not a curated record. NCBI's taxonomy places the organism in Eukaryota, Metazoa, Chordata, Actinopteri, Scombriformes, Scombridae. Gene Ontology annotation, molecular function: protein binding; GTPase activator activity. Gene Ontology annotation, biological process: brain development; regulation of ARF protein signal transduction.